Molecule: messenger RNA, 1512 nt
Organism: Carica papaya (papaya)
Lineage: Eukaryota; Viridiplantae; Streptophyta; Magnoliopsida; Brassicales; Caricaceae
Source: RefSeq, a predicted model, not a curated record
AUGUGCUCUAGAAAAUCAAGAAUUGCAGAUAUUGCUCAUCGAGAAGUAGAAGAGCGCAAGAAGUCUGAAUACCCACUAGACCCAGAUGCAUACGAGAUCCUCCACGAAAUUGGCGUGGGCGCCAGUGCCAAGGUUUACAAAGCCAAAUGCUUGCCAUUGGACUCAACUGUGCUUGCCGUCAAGGCCAUUGAUCUCGAUCGAUCUCGAGCUGAUCUCGACGACAUUCCACGUGAAACCAGGACCAUGUCCCUUCUCUCGCACCCCAAUAUCCUUAGUGCUCUCUGUUCUUUCACCGUUGAUCGCCAUCUUUGGGUUGUCAUGCCCUUCAUGUCCUCUGGUUCGCUCCACUCCAUCAUUUCAUCUUCCUUCCCGGACGGUCUACCGGAGAAAUGCAUUGCAAUAGUCCUGAAAGAAACCCUUAACGCAUUGCGUCAUUUGCACAACCAAGGCGACCUGCACAGAGACAUCAAGGCCGGUAACAUUCUUGUGGACGCAAAUGGGUCCGUCAAGCUCGCUGGUUUCAGCGUCUCCGCUUCAAUUUACGAGUCGGGCACUUCGUCCUUGGUCUUGCCUUCUUCGUCCAUGGUAUUCACUGAUGUGGCCGGGAUGCCAUACUGGAUUGCGCCUGAGGUUAUACAAACUGGAUACAGUUUCAAGGCUGACAUUUGGUCUUUUGGCAUAACGGCUCUGGAAUUAGCUCAUGGACGACCUCCUCUGUCUUCACAGUCUUUGCCCGUCAACAUAAACAAGCGGUUUCCUUUCUGGGAUCAAGCAAGGAACGCGACAGACAAGAAGUUCUCGAAUGCUUUCAAGAAAAUGGUGGCUUCGUGUCUUGAUCAAGAUCCCGAAAAGAGACCCACUGCAGAUAAGCUCUUGAAGCAUUCUUUCUUCAAGAACUGCAGAGGCGCAGGUUUUCUCGUGUGCAACUUGCUGAGUAAAUUGCCUAGCGUCGAAGAACGGUUCCAAGAAAUGAAGGCCAUGUACCGAAUUGGUGAUUACCGAGAAGACGAGGACGAUUCACUGAGUCCAUCCAUCAACGAAAGAAGAAUAAUUGGGUGGAAUUUUAAUAAAAAAGGGUUGGAGCUCGACCCAGUAUUCGCAAAAGAGUCAAGGGACGAUGAGGAUUUCGUCCAAGAAAGGACUGAGGGAAGUGAGCCGGUGGAUGAUUUGAAGGUGCCGGAAAAUAUUGAGAUUGAGGAGGAAGGAAGAAGCGAGAGAGCAGUUAGUGGGACUGAAUUACGCAUCGGUGUUAAUAAAGAAAUACUGAUGAGGGGUUUAACGGGACUGAUGGCAAGUUUGGAGGAUCAGAGACAAAUGUUAGAAAGCAUGAUAGGAAGCAGAAUCAGAGAGGAACAGCUUACGCAUCUACUUAAUGUACUUUCCUCUCGAUUAGAGAGGUUGAAGAUUGAAUUGGAGUUUGAGAAGGAAACAACCUUUGCUUUGGAGAUGGAAAAGGAAUUUCUCGAGAUUCAGAUGUCUGCUACUGCAAAUGAAUCAACCAGUAGUACUUGA